Molecule: messenger RNA, 720 nt
Organism: Sorghum bicolor (sorghum)
Lineage: Eukaryota; Viridiplantae; Streptophyta; Magnoliopsida; Poales; Poaceae
Exons: 2
Coding region: 1-720 (239 amino acids)
Source: RefSeq, a predicted model, not a curated record
AUGAGGGAGGUCGACGCCUCCUCCUCCAUAGGGUGGGCAUCCCCCGACGUCUCGUUGCCACCAGACGUGUCGCUGAUGAAUAGGGAUGUGACAGGUGUGCUCGGUCUAAGUUGCUUCCAGAAAGUUACUGCCGCACUUCGUAUGCUCACAUACGGGAUUUCUGCUGAUGCUACAGAUGAGUAUAUUCGCAUAGGCGAAAGCACUGCGCUUGAGAGCCUACGUAGGUUCGUUGCUGCAGUUGUAGAAAUAUUUGAAGCAGAAUACCUUAGAUACCCCACUGAGGCUCACGUAGCACGCUUGCUGGCGGUCAAUGAGAAAAGAGGUUUCCCAGUCAUGCUAGGGUCCAUCGAUCGUAUGCAUUGGGAAUGGAAGAAUUGUCCAAUGCAAUCACAGGGGCAGUACAAGGGGCAUGUGAAUAGGCCAACUAUCAUUUUAGAAGCUGUUGCAUCUCAUGACCUUUGGUGUUGGCAUGCAUUUUACGGGAUGCCUGGUUCUCAUAAUGAUAUCAAUGUUCUUCACCGGUCUCCACUGUUCGACAACUUGGCGGAAGGUAGAGCUCCAGAGGUGAACUAUACCAUUAAUGGUCAUGACUACAAGAUGGGUUAUUUGCUCGCCGAUGGUAUUUACCCUCCAUGGGCGACUUUAGUCAAGACUAUCUCAUCUCCUAUGGGGAACAAGCAGAAAUAUUUUGCAACAGCACAAGAAGCACAAGAAGGCUAG